Molecule: messenger RNA, 1335 nt
Organism: Molossus molossus (Pallas's mastiff bat)
Lineage: Eukaryota; Metazoa; Chordata; Mammalia; Chiroptera; Molossidae
Gene: SMIM10L1
Product: small integral membrane protein 10 like 1
Exons: 2
Coding region: 159-362 (67 amino acids)
Source: RefSeq, a predicted model, not a curated record
GCGCCGCGCCGGAGGAAGCGGCCGCAACCGGAGGCGCAGAGGAAGCACUGCGAACGGUUAGUGCCCCAGCCCCUCACCGUCCGGGCCGCCGGUCGGGGUCUGCGGGGCCUGCCGUGACCCUCGACACCAAGCACUGAGUGAGCGGCGACACCAGGACCAUGGCCAUGGCCAUCGUGGUGGCUCCGUCUUCCUUAGCCCUCGGGGUCUCGAGCACGGCCGCGGCCCCCAGCUCGUACGGGGUAUUCUGCAAAGGGCUCUCCCGCACCCUGCUCGCCUUCUUCGAGCUGGCCUGGCAGCUGCGCACGAAUUUCCCGUACUUCUACGUUGCGGGCUCCGUGAUCCUCAACAUCCGCUUGCAGUAGAGAUUUUCAGUCCUAAAGAAGAUACGUAGGGCAGUAAUGCCAGGAAUGUGAGGAAGAGCCUCCAAGAAGACAUUUGAACUGAAAGGAGCCAUUAUUUGCCAAGGUAAAGAUUUAAACUAUUUGCAGUUUCUAUAUUUCCACUAACUGUGUCCAACAAACAAGUAUACUCUAGGGUUGUAAAAUAAGCGCCCCAUUCAGCACCCUGUCUAGAUUAGUCUCCAGCCAAACUAUUGAACACAUCCUCCUCUUGAUACUUACACUUCCUUCUGCCUUCCCUACUCUUCCUGUCCCUGCUCCUCUGCUUGUGUGUUAAGGCUGAACUUGUCAACUUUUUUCAUCAGGGUUUUCCCAGAUUCCUCUGAUCAGAUUAGAGUUCAUUUCUUUUAUUCCAUCUAAGGGUUGUGUUAAUAGCAAUUUUUAUCAUUUUCAUAGGCUACCUUAUUUUUGCCUAAUUAUUCAUCAUCAGAUUUUUUUUUUAAUAUCAAGGAAGACAGAUUUCUAUAAUCUGUUCCCCUAGUAAUUACAUAUUGCUGUAAUUGAGUAUGGGAACUAAGAUAGUUUAAUCUAAAAUGCCAUAAAUGUAAUUUGAAGAUAAGGGACUUAGAAAUGGUGGGCAUCAUUAUUCCUAGAUGAGGAGGCACUAAUGUCUCAGUAACAUAAAAAAAUGUGAUUGCCAUUAGCCUUGGAAUGGUGAGAUACAGAGAUGCUUUAUUUGGGUGGCGAUAAUGAACAUGUGCCCUCUUUUUUUUGUUUUUUAACCAUGUGCCCUCUUCAGCCUGUUUUUUCAGAUCAGUCUUCUUUAUGCUGAAGAAACUAAGGCACUUUAGCAGACUUAUUAUUUAUCAUUUCUCCACCUAGAUUUGACGCAUUGUGAGUAAAGAUACUGUAUUUUACAUCCUGGAGUAUCAACAAAUAUGUAGUAGAAACCGAAUGAAAGCUCUUUGAUUUAAUAUUUAUUCUUCACAAUUGCUCU